This is a messenger RNA of Daldinia decipiens, 1050 nucleotides long. RefSeq lists its product as uncharacterized. The coding region runs from base 272 to 856 and encodes 194 amino acids. Lineage: Eukaryota; Fungi; Ascomycota; Sordariomycetes; Xylariales; Hypoxylaceae. The record is from RefSeq and is a predicted model, not a curated record. The transcript has 3 exons.
CAACUCGCUUCCAAUACGAACCCAAGAUUUGCCGUGUCACGAUCGCGAGCAAUACUCUUCAAGCGCGUAUACACACACAUACACACACAUACAUACCUCAGCGUCUAUUAGCCCUCUUCGUACAUACGCCGAGCUGGCGUCCGAUUUCGAAUACUACCCGAAGUAACCGUGAGAUUACUAGUAACUAGACGGAACAAAGUUCCCAAAGAAGCAUAUUCCUCAACCGCACACAUACAUACAUACAUAUCUAUCUGCACCUACGCACCACCUGAUGGCGGAUACUGUAUAUCGUCGUAGCGGGCGGGGCGGCGCCGGCAACUUCUACUCGCAAAAGGAUAUCGAAGAGGCAACUGGGAGGAAGUCUGAGGAUCUCGAGGCGCAGAAAUCGCUACCACUUGCCGAUGAUGAACCGCUGACCGAUCCAGCCGAUGGCCCAGCGCAACACGUUGCGGCCCCCAUCGUGGGCUCUACUACAUGCGGUGUAAGGACCGGCAGGGGCGGCGCUGGAAACUUCGUCGAUGUCCCUUUAUUAUCAUCAUCAUCAUCUAUAGCCACGACCGCUCCCACCACCACUGCAUCUACCGCUCACGCUUCAAACCCCCAAGACCAGCCGCAUCCACAAUCUCCGCCGACAUCACCGCGCCGCGGGGGCGCGCUCUCGGGCCGUGGGGGCGCAGGGAACUGGACGUCUGAGCAUGGGGAAUCCGAGCCGUACGACCAAGAACAGGAGCGCAAACGCCGCGAGGCUCUCGAUGCGCACAUCCUACAGGAUAUACGAGACUCGCUGCCGCAGCCGCCCAAGAUCCACUAUAUGCAUGGCCCGGGUCGGGGACGGAAGCCGGAUCUGCCUGCCUAGCCGGGCUGGAUAAUAGUUGUCGUUAGUAAUUGCGGUAUGGGAGAGAUAGCUCAUUAUAUCUAAAGUCUCGGCGUUGGGACCAAGGAUAUCACUCUCGCGAAUGAGAUGGAUAGCCCUUACGAAGACCCAACCACAUUGAGAGUAUACAUAUCAUCUAGAACGUAUACAUCAUAUACAUCAUAUACAUCACUAAU